UUUUGGGGUGCUCCCCAGGCAGGGAACAUCUACCUGGCCGAUUACGGGGUGCUGCAGGGGCUCCCCACCGCCGUCAUCGACGGGCGCCCCACCUUCGUGGCCGCCCCGCUGUGCCUGCUGCACCAGCGCCCCGACGGCGACCUGCUGCCCCUCGCCAUCCAGGUGGGACCCAAAAACCCCAAAACUCACCCCAAAGCAGUGGCGCUGGGCCGGCGCGGGCUGCUGGCUGUCAUGGGGCGGGAUUUGGGUGUAAAUUUGGGGAUUUUGGGUGUAUUUGGGUGGGAAUUUCGGGAGCGGGGGUGUCCCCUCUCUGUCCCCUCUCUGUCCCCAAUGUCCCCUCGCUGUCCGCAGGCGGUGGCGCUGGGCCGGCGCGGGCUGCUGGCGCUGGUGGCGCGGGGGCUGCGGGCGCUGCGCUGGCGCUCGCUGGUGCUGCCGCGGGACCUGCGGCACCGCGGGGUGGCGGCCACCGAGCGCCACCACUUCGGCCGCGACGCCACCGAGGUGUGGCGGGCCAUCCGCAGGUUUGUCACCUCGCUGCUGUCCCUCUAUUACCCGUCCGACGGCUCCGUCCAGCAGGACCCGGAGCUCCAGGCCUGGGUGGGAGAAAUCUUCAGGAGAGGAUUCCUGGCCCGGCGGCGCUCAGGCGUGCCGUCCCGGCUGGAGUCGCGCCGUGGCCUCGUCACCUUCGUCACCGUCCUCAUCUUCAGCUGCUCGGCGCUGCACGCGGCCACCAACAGCGGGCAGUUUGAGCUCUCGGCCUUCCCCCCGAACGCGCCGGCCGCCAUGCGGGAGCCGCCGCCGCGCUCCAAGGCCGCGCUGUCGGAGCAGGAAUUCCUGGCGGCGCUGCCGGCCAUGAACACCACGGCCACGGUGCUGGCCGUGCUCUGGGUGCUGAGGAACGAGCCCAUGGACAUGCGCCCCCUGGGUCACUACCCCGACCGUCACUUCACCGAGAGCGCCCCCCGGCGCCUGAUCCGGCGCUUCCGGCGCCGCCUGCGCCGAAUCUCCCGCCGGAUCCGGGCCCGGAACGCGGCGCUGGAGCGGCCCUACCCCUACCUGGACCCCGAGAACAUCGAGAACAGCGUGGCCAUCUGAGGGGCCCCAAAAUAUC
Messenger RNA from Lonchura striata (white-rumped munia), 1111 nucleotides. The record is from RefSeq and is a predicted model, not a curated record. NCBI's taxonomy places the organism in Eukaryota, Metazoa, Chordata, Aves, Passeriformes, Estrildidae.